Molecule: messenger RNA, 2204 nt
Organism: Coregonus sp. 'balchen'
Lineage: Eukaryota; Metazoa; Chordata; Actinopteri; Salmoniformes; Salmonidae
Source: the annotation of a GenBank genome assembly
AUGCCUUGCGUUGGAGUCUCCUGUCUCCAUAUUGCUGCCAAAAUGGUUGAGGAUGAGUGCAACAUCUCACCCACACAUGAACUCAUCCGCAUCAGCCAAAGCAAGUUCACUGUUUCUGACCUCAGCCGCAUGGAGAUCAUCAUCUCUGGAAAACUCAACUUGGAGCUCAAAGCCGUCACAGCCUUAACCUUUUUACACUUAUACCAUGCUGUCAUCAUAUCACUUACAUCAGAAAGGUGAGCGCUUUGUUUCUUAAUUGAUCUCUUUUUGCAUUAUGUCAUCAGGGAUGUAUUUUUCCAAUUGCUAGAAGUUGUAAAGUUGAUCUGCUGAUGAUCAGUUGACAUGAGGAUCACAUGAGGGUUGCCUUUAUUUUAAGGGAGGAGAUCCCAAGCAUUGGGAGACUGGAAGCCCAGCUAAAAGCUUGCUUAUGUCGGCUUGUUUUCUCUAAAGCAAAAGGAAUAAUUAUUCUCAGGCCAACACAAUAGUUAAAUUAUAAGAAUGUAUACUUUGAGUUGCAGGACCGCUAAGGUAUUUUAAUUUUUUCAGCCAUCGGUGCUGGCACUGUCUGUCAUUAAUCAGGAGUUUGAAGCCCUCCAGUCUCUUGCCAUGUUGGAAAUUGUCCAAGAAGUCCAAAGGCACCUAAAGGUAUUAUACAGUUUAAUUACAGACCUCAGUAUGACAUGAUGGUGUCAUGACCAAUGACAGUUAUUAUAUUUUUAUAAUACAAAGACCCACUGAGGCUGACACUGACAUUUAUACAGUAGCUUUACCCUAAACAAGUGAAAUCAUCUGAAAACAUGCUACAUGGAAACUAGCACCUUCUGACUUGGCUGAGACAACAUUUUCCAAGACUACUCUAUUUAUGUCUUCUAUCAUCUAUCAUAGAAGGUAGCUUAGUGGGUAAGAGCGUUGUGCCAGUAACCGAAAGGUCGCUGGUUCUAAUCCCCGAGCCGACUAGGUGAAAAAUCUGUCGAUGUGCCCUUGAGCAAGGCACUUAACCCUAAUUGCUCCUGUAAGUCGCUCUGGAUAAGGGCGUCUGCUAAAUGACAAAAAAUGUAAAAUGUAUCAGCCUCCUCAGAUAUUUCCUAUUUCUUUCACAGAUUGUUGACAGUGAGUUACUCUACUGGAGGGGACUUGUGGCCAAAUGCAUGACUGAGUACAGCUCAAGUGAAUGUAACAAACCAGACAACAAAAAACUGGUGUGGAUCGUGUCCAGACAAACCGCCCCAAAUUUGCACGCUAAUCACUUCAGUGUCCCUGAACUGCCAACUAUUCCAGAGGGGAGCUGGGGUGAAAGUGAGAGGUAAACAAACAGCCCCUUUAAUGCACUUUACUGUAUAAUAAUAUUAAUAUUUUAUAUCACUAGAGCUACUGUGUGUACAUAAAGGCUCAUUAUUGAACUGCAACAUAAUGCACCAUAUUACUUCUACAUUGUACAGCAUUGCUAUGAUGUUUCAGGGAAGAAGAAAAAAGUGAACUCACUAACAUUAGGUCAGUGGAACAGUGGCUUCAAGACAGUAAUGAUGAUAUCUGUUCUCCCCUGUGUAUAUUUAGUGAGGAUUCCUUUGAGGGCAUGAGCUGUGAAGAGGACAACCCGUGCAGCUCUCCUGGCAGCGACGAAGAGGGAGCCUUCUUCCCCUCAGAGUUUCGCAACCAUGGCAGAAAAUGAUACUCCUCUCUUUUUGAUGAGCUCAAACUUGUGAUUGAGAUUGUGUAACCAGGGUGCUAACUGUAACUUUUCCCUAAAUGUAAUGUUUCCCCUUCCUUAGUAGUCAUGAUUCAGAACAAAAUAGUUUAUGUUACUUACCAUACUGUAUGUGUGACAGACUGGUAUCGAACUCGGGUUGCCUGUGCGCCUGGUUAGCCCUCUUAGCUAAAGCCUAGGUGUGGAAGCUAACAUAAGUCUUCCUGUCCAAAGACAGGUUACUGAUCACGGGAACGUAGUCCAACAAACCACCUCUGCUACAUACGUAUGUAUUCUGGAAAUACUGAACGGCAGGCCCAAUCAAGUGCCUGUAUUAAUCCAUGUGCUGUUUUUAAACUUUUGUUAUGAUUUUAGAUCUGAGUGAGAUUUAAAUUGCAAUAUCUUGGCAGCUGACUGGCAAUAAGAUCUUUGAAAGCCUUUUUAAAGAUGUUGCUGGUGUCAAUCUACAGUGGGGAGAAAAUCUGUCGAUGUGCCCUUAAGCAAGGCACUUAACCCUAAU